Molecule: messenger RNA, 2435 nt
Organism: Synchiropus splendidus (mandarinfish)
Lineage: Eukaryota; Metazoa; Chordata; Actinopteri; Syngnathiformes; Callionymidae
Gene: thop1
Product: thimet oligopeptidase 1
Exons: 14
Coding region: 261-2306 (681 amino acids)
Biological process (GO): proteolysis; peptide metabolic process
Cellular component (GO): mitochondrial intermembrane space
Molecular function (GO): metalloendopeptidase activity
Source: RefSeq, a predicted model, not a curated record
UGCCUGCGUCUUUUGAACAAAACAAGUUUCACAAAUAAUAAAAGUCGUCAUUUUGAAAAUAAAAGGAGUGUAAAAUUGCCCAUAGGAGUUGGUUAAAGAGAGGAAUAUGUACAUUAAGGCUACUUCCUACAAAGACCUUUUAUUUUGGAAAAUCUCAGGAAAUCAGAUUUGUGUCACCAGUUGGAGCUUUUUUAAUCCCGGUACGGGCUGUUUGGCAGCGGACCCAACACACACCUGACUAACUUCGAUAUCUCUCGAUCAUGGGCCCCACAGGUGAGGUGGUGUUUAGCAGCCCGGUGCCAGUGUGCUCCGAGAACCGUCUGCGCUGGGAUCUGAGUCCUGAUGAGAUCCAGAAGCUGUCUGAAGAACUCAUCGCUGACACUAAGAAGGUGUACGACCGGGUUGGUGCCCUGGACUUGGACGCUGUUACCUUUGAGAACACGCUGAAGGCACUCGCAGAUGUGGAGGUCGAGUACACGGUCCAGAGGAACAUGCUGGACUUCCCCCAGCACGUCUCUUCCUGCAAGGAGGUGCGAGCAGCCAGCACUGUGGCAGACAAGCUCCUGUCCGAGUUUGAUGUGGAGAUGAGCAUGAGAGAGGACGUGUACCAGAGGAUCGUGGCUCUGCAGAAAAAGAUAGACCUGAGCACCAUCACUGCUGAGUCCAGACGCUACAUGGAGCGACUGAUCAAACUGGGAAAGAGGAACGGGCUCCACCUGCCCAAAGAGACUCAAGAGGAAAUCAAGACCAUCAAGAAAAAGCAGAGCAACCUGUGCAUCGACUUCAAUAAGAACUUGAACGAGGAUACGACCAGUCUGUCCUUCAGCAGGGACGAGCUCGGAGGCCUCCCUGAGGACUUCCUGGGCUCUCUGGAGAAGGAUGGGGACAAACUGAAGGUUACUCUCAAGUAUCCUCACUACUUCCCCACCAUGAAGAAAUGCCACGUCCCUGAAACCCGCAAGAAGCUGGAGGAGGCCUUCAACUCGCGCUGCAGAGAGGAGAACGCUGUCAUCCUGAAGGAGCUGGUGGAGCUGCGAAGCCGCAAAAGUUCUCUGUUAGGCUUCAGCACGCACGCAGACUUCAUCCUGGAGAUGAACAUGGCCAAGUCUGCGAAGACCGUGGCCACUUUCCUGGAGGAACUGGCCUGUAAGCUGCAGCCUCUGGGCGAGGAAGAGCGUGCAGUUAUUCUGAAACUGAAGGAGAAGGAGUGUCAGAAGAGAGAUCUACCUUUCGAUGGACAGCUGCACGCCUGGGACACUCGCUACUUCAUGACUCAGGUGGAGGAGACCCAGUACGCUGUGGAUCAGAACCUCCUGAAGGAGUACUUUCCCAUGGAGGUGGUCACCCAGGGUCUGUUGGACAUCUACCAGGAGCUCCUGGGUCUGUCCUUCGAGCAGGUCAGCGGGGCAGCCGUGUGGCACCCGGACGUCAGCCUUUACUGCGUCAAGGACCGGUCCCACGGGCAUGUGGUGGGGCAGUUCUACCUGGACCUCUACCCGAGGGAGGGCAAGUAUGGGCAUGCCGCCUGUUUCGGCCUGCAGCCCGGUUGUCUGCUGCCAGACGGGACUCGCCAAAUGUCCGUGGCAGCCAUGGUGGCCAACUUCAGCAAACCCACAGCAGACGCCCCGUCGCUCCUGCAGCACGACGAAGUGGAGACCUACUUCCACGAGUUUGGGCACGUCAUGCACCAGCUGUGUGCCGAGGUUGACUACGCCAUGUUCAGCGGGACUCAUGUGGAGCGGGACUUUGUCGAGGCGCCAUCUCAGAUGCUGGAGAACUGGGUUUGGGAGAAGGAGCCACUGCUGAGAAUGUCCCGCCACUACAAGACCGGGGACCCGAUCCCCGACAAGCUGCUGGAAAAACUUAUCAAGUCCCGCCUGGCUAACACUGGUCUGUACAACCUGAGGCAGAUCGUUCUGGCUAAAGUGGACCAGGCUCUGCACACCAGGGAUGGCCUGGACGCAGCCGAGGAAUAUGGACGGCUCUGUCUGGAGAUCCUGGGCAUCCCCGCCUCACCAGGAACAAACAUGCCGGCGACGUUUGGGCACCUUGCCGGGGGCUACGACGCGCAGUACUAUGGUUACCUAUGGAGCGAGGUGUUCUCCAUGGACAUGUUCUAUGCUCGCUUCAAGCAGGAGGGAAUUAUGAACCCGAAGGUGGGACUGGACUACAGGAAGUACAUCCUGCGGCCCGGAGGUUCUGAGGACGCCACUGACAUGUUGAGGAAGUUCCUCGGGCGGGACCCCAAACAGGAUGCCUUCCUAAAGAGCAAAGGACUGAUGGUGGACCCCAAUAGUCAGUGCUGAUCUGGCCCAGCGGCCCGGUCCUUCCCCCAGAACCAUGAAUGACUGACAGGAUUUUAUUAUGUGUUUAUUUUCUACAAAAAAAAACUGUACCAAACUUGGAGGACAUGAACGUGAAUAAAAGUGUUUUGA